UCCACUUGUGGCGCUCUGCCACUGAGAAAGGCUGAGAAGGGGAGUGGACUGAGGAAAAUUGCCGACGUUUGACUUUACCACACCUAGACUUCUGAGCUGACCGUUUUAUAGAUAGCCUAUCACGAUCACUCGAAGGAGAAAUUGGAUUUCACACGGCUGUUACGGCCCUUCAGUACCGGAGGCAGUGAAACUCUAAGAAGGCGAGGAGCCAUAAGAGAUCCUGUGAGAGGGAAGUGGAGCCAUUUUAAAGGUUUAGAGAAAGGGAAAAAACUGGACUCUGAGCCUUGGAGGAAAUUUCUAUUUUUGGGGACUUAUUGCUGCAUUCACCUCAUCAUUCCCCGUUAAGCGACACGCUUGUUCGCCACCACAUCCUCAGCUGCCUGCAGGGCAUCCAAAGGAGCUUUCGGUCACACUACCAAGCUCAGAGGCAGCACGUCAGGGAUGAGCGAGUUCUGGCACAAAAUUGGCUGCUGUGUGGUUGCUAAACCUCCACCGAGAAAGAAGCGGAAGAAAAUCGACCGGAGCAUGAUUGGCGUGCCCACAAACUUUGUUCACCUAACGCACAUUGGUUCUGGGGAGAUGGCGGAGGGACGCACCCCGUCAGGUCCAGUCCAGGAACAGAUGAGGUCCAAAGGACCCAGUGCCAACAGCCGGAGGAGCAUGUUAUAGCUGAGGCCUACCAGCAGCAAGUUUCGGAUGGAGAACUUGACAGAAGUUAAUAAGUGUGAUGGUGAGAUGAGGUUGAUCCAUUUGACCAAAAAGAAGGAUUCCCGUCUCAGAGGAGGAUGGACUAAGUUUUUUUCGCGCUUUAUGAAGAAAAGUAUUUGUCUUUCAUGACAGACUUUGGACUUCUACUGCAUUUGAGUGAACCAUGAUUUUGUGCCAAGCAUGCGUGCGUGUGAAUGCAUUUCUGUGCGUGAGCAAACAAGAGUUUUUUUUGCUGAAUAUUUUGACUACCAAGGCUAAUUCCCCUUCAGAAAGUGAACAUGUUCAUACGGAUCACCUGAAUGUACCAUUUACCGACUCAAAAUAAUAUUACACUAAAUAUGUAUAAUGAAUGAGGAUGUACCUUUAUUUUGAUACAGUACCUACCUAAAAGUCUGUUUGUGUCUGUGUGUGUUUAAAAGUGCAAAAUUAUAAAUUACCUUACUUGCACAAUGUCUGUCAGUCAGGCAUUUCAUUUUAUUUUUAUUGAAUUUCUGUGUAAAUAGCUAUACUGAGUCUUGUUAUUCUAAUUGAGCCAUUUGGCUUCAAACUGCGAUCCACUUGGAAACAUAGCUGGGAGCUGUGAUACACAAUUCACCCACCACAUACCUCAGCAAACCCAAGCUAGUAACAGUGAGUAACAGGACUUGUUGUUGAAAUUCAAAACCCACCCUGAUUUUGACGGGGCUCUCCAGUGAUCUCUCCGGGAAUUACUCAGGAAUGCCACUUAUUAAAUCAACUGUAUCAGAAGAACAUUCCAUUAGUUUCUUUGUGUGUUCUUGCCCGGGUUGGUGAGGGCUGGAUGUGCAACCCGUUGGUCAGAAUGGAAAAUGGCAACUAUUUCACUGAGCGUUCUCCUCACCAUUUCUAUAUGGUCGCCCACUUGAGCUGACUGGCUGUGCCCAAUAUGGCAGGACUACAGUACUAAUACAAACACACUGGUUUUCAUACAAUUUAAUCGUACAGUACAAUUCAAGUGUGUUUCCUGUACGACCACUGUAUCUACGUGCUGCUUCAUAUGUGUUGAGAAUAAAUUAUCUACAACUGUUGUUGACCCCUGUCAGAGGAAAAACUGUA
Molecule: messenger RNA, 1782 nt
Organism: Esox lucius (northern pike)
Lineage: Eukaryota; Metazoa; Chordata; Actinopteri; Esociformes; Esocidae
Gene: cdc42se1
Product: CDC42 small effector 1
Exons: 5
Coding region: 442-669 (75 amino acids)
Biological process (GO): regulation of Rho protein signal transduction
Cellular component (GO): plasma membrane
Molecular function (GO): small GTPase binding
Source: RefSeq, a predicted model, not a curated record